Larimichthys crocea (large yellow croaker) is the source of this 1687-nucleotide messenger RNA. RefSeq names its product cytotoxic and regulatory T cell molecule (gene crtam). Gene Ontology annotation, molecular function: signaling receptor binding. Gene Ontology annotation, biological process: positive regulation of natural killer cell mediated cytotoxicity directed against tumor cell target; detection of tumor cell; cell recognition. NCBI's taxonomy places the organism in Eukaryota, Metazoa, Chordata, Actinopteri, Sciaenidae. The transcript has 11 exons. Bases 80 to 1474 code for a protein of 464 amino acids. The record is from RefSeq and is a predicted model, not a curated record. Gene Ontology annotation, cellular component: plasma membrane.
CGGUGGAGAACAAAUAGAUCAAGAAAUGAGGAAACGCUGCAGAGUGCAAGUGUGACUGCAGAGUGACAGAGUGACAGAGAUGGAACCGAAGCUGCAGCUCAUCGUCUUCAUGUUACUCAUUCAAGGUUCCUUUGCAGUGCCGAGGCGUGAGACUGUGAAAAAAGGUCAGACAGUCACCUUAAAGUGUCCAAGAAGAAAUGUUCAACACACCAUUGAAUGGAAGAACACAGAGGGAUAUGUUAUGUUCAUCAAGCAUGGUGGAGUUGACAAAGUCGACCAAGGUGUAAAAGAGAAGCGUUACAGUAUCGUCAAACUGACUCAGUUUGAAUUCACUGUUAGUGUUUCCGACGCCACGUUCAAAGAUGGAGGUGUCUACACCUGCAAUGAGUAUGACUAUUCCGUGAUAAACCACAGAGUGGAGGUGAUGGUGUUAGGGCUUCCCAAAAUAAGAAAAACAAAGCAUGAAGGAAGGUUUGACAUAAAAUGCACUGCUGAGGGGAACGGCUAUCCUCCGCAGAUCUUCUGGAAACUGGACCAUGGCCCUGAAAUUCUCGCUCAUUACCAAGUCACACAUGAAAACAAGGAAUUUGUCUCAGACGCUCUGAUACACAUUCAGUCCGUGAAGAGCAAAAUCACUGUGACAUGCCUUGUUCGCCAUCCGGCUCUGCACUCAGAUACUCUGAUGGACUUUGUCAAAAUUGGACAAAACACACACACAACCACGACCCGUUUACCCACCACUCUACCUCCAGGGUCAACAGAGGUAACGACAACUGGCUGGUUUAAACAUGAGAGCACCACGGUGUUCUUAAGUGCCCCCACCAGUCAGCCGUCUUCCUCCAAUGAGCCGCAGACGGUCGCAGCAACCACUGGAUUUCCUCUGAACAAUGUCACAUCCACAAGCUCACGUCUCAGCACUAGUGAUAACUCAAGCACCUCCGAGUUACCUGGCUCAACCAGGGGGAUAAAUGACACCAUCAGCAAUGCAACAACAGACUGGACGUCCAUCACUGAGACAACAGAGAUCACAUCCUAUAACCACACGGAGGGAAACAUAACAGGAAGCUUUAAUGACCGGAACAAGCAGAAAAAAAAGGGAGGAGGUUCUUUACUGGUCAGCCUGGUGACAUUCCUGAUAUUCUGUCUUCUGGUGGUUGUCAUAUUUUUUGCCAUUAAGCUGAGGAGAGCGCACCUUGCUUGGAAGAGAGUUUUUAUUGUUACAGAGAACGAAGACUCGAAUCCAUCUGAGGAGAGCAGUAAAUCAAAAUCAAGCCAGGAGGAGAAGAACUCCCAAGGACAAAGGCGGAGAGGCAUCUUCAACACGGCAUUCACACAGUACGUCGUUGAAGAAUCCCCGGCAAUAACAUCAGUGGUAAACACGGCUGCGAUGGCAACAGCAGAGACCAUGAACGAAGUGCAGACCUCUCAGCCUGACACGGCAGCCAAAUGUAGCAUAAAGGAGACGGAGCUGUAACAAUCUGUAAAAAAAAUACAAUGUGUAAUAAUGUCAAGCAGCAUCAUCAGCACCUUUCUCAUGCUCACACAUCUGCUGAUAAGCUUCUUUUUAUUUUUAUUUUGUACCUGCACUUGAAAAGAGAAUGUGAAGAAUGUAAUACUGUACUGUACAAAUACUAUGACUGUGUAUAUUUUGUGUUUACAUGCAUCAAUAAAUUAUAUUUUGCUAGAA